UAGCCCAUCGACCGACCGCAUCAUUUUUCUUUUCUUUUGCAAAAUAAAGUACUUAUGAGUGUUUUUUUUAUCACUUCAUAUUUGUUUCAAAAUUACACAAACACGUCUCAAAAGAUACCUUCAGCAUAGUCCUUAUGUUGUUAUCGCGCUGUACAUGAAAUUCAAUUAGAUAUCCCCUGUUCUCUAUCUUCAAGUCGCUCCAGCUUCUUCGUGUCAUCCUCAAACAUCGAAAUUGCAUUGAUUCCAAUCACUUCGCAUCUACCAGCUACGGGAAAUCUGGAUCAUAUCGAAUAAUGUCUCAUUCUAACCACAAACAAACGCUCCGUAAGGACUAUCCAUGGACAACUUAUCCGCUUAUAUCAUCUGCUCCUAUGCGCUUAAUAUCAAAGCCUGCUUUGGCUUUAGCUGUUUCUAGAGCUGGUGGUCUAGGUUUCCUUGCUGCUGGUCACGAUCUCACUACCCUUUCGGACGAGAUCAGAGAGAUCCAAGAUUGUCUCUCAGAUGACCCUAUUCCCGGAAGCUAUCGAGAUACUCUUCCUAUAGGGAUAGGGUUUAUAGUCUGGGGUUGCGAUCUCGAGCAUGUCCUGUCAAUCCUCGCUCCCCUUCCAUUUCCUCCUGCAGCGGUGUGGUUGUUCGCGCCGCAUACUAGCUCGGAUUUACAAGAGUGGACAGACUCAAUCCGGAAGCUCACAGGCAAUCUUACUAAGAUUUGGAUUCAAGUCGGCACAGUCUCUUCUGCCCUCUCAGCCGCUCACUCUUGUGACCCUGAUGUUCUCGUUAUCCAAGGUUCUGACGCUGGUGGCCAUGGUCUCGCUCAAUCUUCCUCGAUCGUUUCCCUACUUCCUGAAUGCGCAUCUGCAUUACGUUCAAACGCAUAUUCACACAUACCUCUCAUUGCAGCAGGUGGAAUAGUCGAAUCACGUGGAGCAGCAGCUUCAUUUAUGUUGGGCGCUAGUGGGAUAUGCAUGGGUACACGAUUUUUGGCUUCUUCUGAGGCAGUGAUACCAACGGGCUACCGAAAUGCAGUAUUGGCUGCAGAAGAUGGUGGUAUAUCAACCACGAGAACAACCCUUUAUGAUAGAUUAAGAGGAACAGCAGGCUGGCCCGAAGAAUAUAAUGGAAGAGGAGUAGUUAACAAGAGUUACUGGGAUGAAGCGAACGGUAUGAGUAUGGAGCAGAAUAAAGAGCUUUAUGAAGACGAGGCUAGAAGAGGAGAUGAGGGCUAUGGAAACAAGGGACGAUUGUGUACAUACGCUGGCAGUGGCGUUGGCUUGGUUCGAGAGACCAUGGAUGCUCGUGAUAUUGUAGUCGAAGUGAGGGAGGGGAUGAGGAAAUUGAUUAGAGAGGGAUCAAGUCGUUUGUGAAGCACGACGGAUAUCAUGAGUUUGAAAGUUCUAUGAUUUUAAAUCAAGGCUUCAGAUGGGAAUCGGAGAGUGAGCAGCAUGUGGUCUCAACUCAUGCAAUUUUAUGGAUUUCUUUUCGGUGUAUAGCUUCGUGAUGGGUGGCUGCUUUGUAUUUAUCAGUUCUCAUGAUGCAAGCAUUUGAUACCUUUUCAGGACACACUAAUACUGUUUUUAUAAC
Molecule: messenger RNA, 1581 nt
Organism: Botrytis porri
Lineage: Eukaryota; Fungi; Ascomycota; Leotiomycetes; Helotiales; Sclerotiniaceae
Exons: 2
Coding region: 294-1364 (356 amino acids)
Molecular function (GO): nitronate monooxygenase activity
Source: RefSeq, a predicted model, not a curated record